This is a messenger RNA of Spirodela intermedia, 1136 nucleotides long. Lineage: Eukaryota; Viridiplantae; Streptophyta; Magnoliopsida; Alismatales; Araceae. The record is from the annotation of a GenBank genome assembly.
AUGGCGCUCAUCCUCUCCCCGCCAUUAUCCUCUGCUGGUUCGAUCCCUGCCCGUUCCAUGCUCUUUAGCAAGGCAGCAUCCUCCUGUCCAGCUUCCCACCUCGCCAGUUCCAGGUCCGCAGGGAGCUUCUCCUCACCCCUAUUCUCAGCAGAGACUCCGUUUCGCAGCCGGUGGACGAUAAACCCGCCGGUUGUCGGUCCUCCACCGCGGCCGUCGUGGAAUUGGGGCGAAGCCCGCAAUUCUUCGUCACCUUCGGUUGCAGGCGCCGCCAGUGCGAGCUACUUCAGCCCUGCGAGCGACCUGGAACUGGAUUUUGAGGAAGACGAAGGGUCUCCGUGGGAAGGGGCGGUGGUGUACAGGAGGGACCCCUCGGUGACUCACCUGGAGUACUGCACAACCCUGGAGAGGCUCGGCCUGGGGAAGCUCUCCAGCGAGCUCUCCGUGUCGAGGGCCUCCGCCAUGGGGAUCCGGGUCACCUCCUCCGGGAGGGUUAGAGCACUUGGGGACCCCUCCUUGUCGGGGACGCCCGUUCUCAUCUCCAUCGACGUCACCAGGAAGAAGCGGAAGCUUAAGCUCGACGGGAUUCUGCGGACCGUCAUCAUCCUUGGCUGUAACAGGUCAGGAGAAAUAGCACAGCAGAUGUUUGCUCGAAUGAUCCACAGAAACACUUCACCUCCGAUCGUGAGGUUCCGCCCAUUUGUUGAUCCUUUGGGAGUUGCAGGUGCGGCGGACCAGCUGCCGAGAACGUAUUCUCCAACUUCGCCCUCCUGCUCACGGAAGAUCCCAUCGCGGAACCGGAGGAGUUCGACCUGGGGACGAUCUACGGAACAGAGAAGUACAGGGGCUUCUCCAUGGGCGGCGAAGACGAAGACGAAGACGAGGAAUCGAUAGACUUGGACGAUCGGCUCUACUUCCCCUCCGACGAGAAGGCGAUCGACAUCUCCAAGAACAUCCGAGACAUCGUGCACCUCGAGAUCACGAUCAACGCGGUGUGCGAUCCCAGCUGCAAGGGGUUGUGCCUCAAGUGCGGGACGAAUCUGAACAAGAGCACAUGCAGAUGUGCCGCGGCGGACGCGGAGCAGCUCAAGGAUCUCGGUCCUCUAGGAUCCCUGAAGCAGCAGAUGCACAGGAGGUGA